GGGGAAUCCGUCAAUGUGAUGUCACAGCCGGCAGAGAGGCGGGUCGAGAGCAGGAGGAGCACCAGCAGGAGCCCCGGACGAUCUACUACCGCCCUCGUCCUACUCCUUCACAGCGUGUGUGCAAAAUGAAACAUGGAUGAGGAGCUCGCCGAAAGUUGGGAAGAAGCUGCUGACAGUGGGGACAUGGAAAAGCGGUUAGAAGAAAAGCUAAAACUCUGCCACAGAGAAAAGGAAUCCAGCAACAAUUCAUCACAUUCUCCUCUAAGGACAGCCAUGGUAAUCCAGGACGAUUCUCUCCCAGCAGCACCUCCACCACAGAUACGCAUUUUGAAACGCCCCACAAGUAACGGGUCACUAGGAUCACCUAUGAAUCAGACAAGGCCAACGCCACAGGUCAAGUCUCUGGCUCAGCGUGAGGCAGAAUAUGCUGAGGCUAGGAAAAGAAUACUGGGUAGUGCCUGCCCAGAAGAGACGUCUCAGGAAAAGCCCAGUGUGGACAGGCCAGGACGCAAUAACGUUUCAGUGCCCUCGGAGGACACUCGAUCAUCCAAUCAUACUGUUCGACAGCCUGCCGGUCCAGAUGGGAGCCACAGCUUCAGACAGCACAGAUAAGUGGACCUUAGGGCCACUAAGUUGCGGAGAAGAGGACACAUGCACUGUAUUCUUAAAUUUCCAUCAGUUCCAUUCUGUGAGAAGAACAGUGGGAUUUAUCACUGCUGCUCAUCUCUGUCCACCAGCGGUUGCUUGGAACUGAAAGUCACCAAGGAACUCCAGGAUGGAAGUCUGAUGUGCUUCUUACCCCUCCUCAGUGUAGUCUCUUUGACACUGUGAUUACUUUUAUGGACAUUUUCUGGAUUCACUGUGAUGAUCCCUUUAAGACAUGUCCAUCACCUUUGCCUCUCUCCUCCACUAGUAUCCAGAAGCUUCAUCUAAGCAUGCUCCAAAGAUGGAAACAAUGACUUUUUAAAAGGAUAGCAGAGAAAGGAGGGAAAUGGGGGUGAAGGUGAUGGGCCAAAGUGAAAGAUGAGCUGGUACUUGUGCAGCAGCAAUAAUACUACACAUCAAUUUUCACUUUUGCCACAUUUUUAACUUUUCAGACUUUGGUUUGCUGGGUUUUUAUCUUGUGGGGAUGCUCUGAUAUCAAAAACAUACUGUAGAAGUCCAUUACCUGUUUAUGGCAACAGUAUUUUAUAUUAAAGGUUUUUAGUAGACCCAACAUUUGAUAUAAAAAUGGUACUUGAUGAAAAACUGAGCUGGUGGCAGUAUCAGCUCACCCCUCAAAUGUGUUAAUUGCCAUGUUUUUAAAACAAGGGGAAAGGGUCGAAUUGAAUUUCAGACAAGUUUUGUUUACAGCUUCCUCUUAUUCUCACAGUCAUUGCAACCCUAAAAUGAAAACAUGGACUUAGGUGCAUUUUCUAAGUAGCUUUUCUGCCUUUUUUGUAUGAGAUGGCAACAAUGUAAGCAGUAUUUUGAGUCAUAAAAUACCAAUUGCCCUUUUUAACAUCCACUUAGAAACAUAUCAGGUAAAAAGGAUUACAUUUGUUAAGGUAUUGUCAAAAAGAGGUUCAGAUGGAGGAAUGAAUUAACUGCUGUACUUCACAUGCAGCUCAGCAGCAUCUCGGCCUGGUCAGUGCCGUCAUGCUCAUCCGAUCCUUCACUGAUGUACAGUACAGUACGUUGGAACUCAGGUGCAAGUGAAUGAGACUGGAUGAAUGAAAUGUACGUAAGAUUGUAUUUUUCCAGCAGGUUUGAGUGUUGGUGUCAGUAAACUCAAGUUGGCACUUUGUUGGAACAGGAGUGUUAAAUGAAUAGGAUCUAUGUUCACAUCCUGACAUGAAUGAGCGUUUUUCUUGUCUUAAAUGUUGACAUUGUGAGAGUGUAACAUAACUCUCUUGUUGUUGUAGCUGAUGGUGUUCACUCGGCUGCAUGGAAACCAGAAAGGUAGCUUGUUUUUCCACAUUUGUUUUAAGGAUUCAAGAUAUUUUAAAGCCAUAUUCAGUGGUGCACAUCACCAGUAAAGAAAUACUUCUAUCAAUGUUUGAAUUCAGCCUGUGCCUCCUGCAUUACGUCUUCACUUUGCAAUUGCAGUAAGUUACGAGGUUAAAUUGACAAAACUGGUAGACUGAUGUCACAUCAGGAAAUCCAGCAGGGCAACAAGGGGUAAAUCUGAACUCGGAGAAAGAAAACAAACUGCCUGUAAAUACUGAUUACUGAAUAAAAUGAUUUGCCAAAAA
Cynoglossus semilaevis (tongue sole) is the source of this 2234-nucleotide messenger RNA. RefSeq names its product SUZ RNA binding domain containing 1 (gene szrd1). The transcript is spliced from 4 exons. The record is from RefSeq and is a predicted model, not a curated record. NCBI's taxonomy places the organism in Eukaryota, Metazoa, Chordata, Actinopteri, Pleuronectiformes, Cynoglossidae. Bases 133 to 612 code for a protein of 159 amino acids.